Messenger RNA from Paramecium tetraurelia, 576 nucleotides. RefSeq lists its product as uncharacterized. Lineage: Eukaryota; Ciliophora; Oligohymenophorea; Peniculida; Parameciidae. The transcript has a single exon. The record is from RefSeq and is a predicted model, not a curated record.
AUGGAACUAUGGCUAAAUGAAUAUCUUUACAAUGCAUUUUUUAAUUCGCUCUUUUAUUAGCAAUCAUUGGAAGAUUCAAUAGAAUCUUAGGUCUUGCAUUCAUUAUAAUAUAAUGGAGCCUAAAAUGCGAGCAAGGUUGCGAUGAGAUCUGCUAAGAAUGUUAAGCAAUUAAUAAUCAUCCAAACCGUUAUUGUACAUAACAUUCUGUUACUGAUUUAUAAAUUGAAAUAGAUGAUAUUCGAGACGUAUAAGAUGAUACUAUGGAUAUUAUUAAUUAAGUACCUAACUAUCCAGACACCAGCAGAAACUCUACAGCCAUUAAAUAAAAAUUAAGGUAAGAUUCUUGCUAAGAUGAAGCCUACAAUAAAUAAACUAAAAAUAGCAUAACAAAGCUUUAAGCUAAAAAUAUAUUAAACAAAAAACCUUUUAAGUUCUUUCUAGCUUUAGGAUUCAAAGUAUGUAGGUUUCCCUAUUGGUAUUUCUUUUGGAAUCUCUUUACUUUCAAUUAUUGUGACUGAAAGGAAAUCUUUAUUUGAGCUGAAUUGCGAUUCCGAAUGGGUUUUUUUUUCUGCUUGA